AUGGGGUUAAUUAUGGUCAUGAUCUUGGAAAAACUUGAAGAGAUUCCACCAGAACUUCUCUCCCUCCUUUCAGGCACUGUAACAAAGGACAACCAGAAUGUUUUACCUAUUGCAAGAGAGCUUGGAGGGAUGCCAUGUAUGCGUCCAGCUGAGCAAUGCAUGAAGGGAGCUUUGGCUGAGAAAAGUAAUGGGAUCGAGCUGCAGGAUUCAGUAAGUAGUGCUGAGAGAGACGAAAAGAAUUUGGAAGAGGACAAACAUGAAGAGGCUGUGGUAGAGGAGAGAAAAGAGGCCAGAGAACUGGAGCCAGUUGUGGAAAAGGAUAGAGAGGAAAGCAGUAAAGAACAGGGUUUUGAAGAGGAGGCAGGACCGCAGGAGCGAAAGGCGAAUAGGGACAAGAAUAUGUAUUGGAAGAGGAGGGAACAGUUUUCCAAGGGGAGACUCCAGUUGGAGACAGGGAUAGAGACGAAGGCAGUCAAGAGCAGGUUUCUGAAGAGGAGGGAAGGAUUAAGUUCUGAGGAGGUUGCGAAACAGAAAGUCAAGAAAAGGGCCAAAAAAGACGAGAAUGGCCAGAAGAAACCUGUAUGCAGGGGACGUCAAGUGAUAAAAACAAGAUGCAGUCAGCAUCAAAUGCAUGAGUUUCUGUCAAAUUUAGAAGGGAAUAAAAGAAGCAUAAUUCAAAGUUCAAUCUUCUCAGCCUUCCUUGAUAUUCCUAAACGCUCCAUCCGUCCCUCCAUGGCUCAUGCUUUGAUUGAACGCUAUGAUGCUGAAAUGGAUGCAUUUAUUUUAGCAGGUCAGCCAAAAUGA
Molecule: messenger RNA, 804 nt
Organism: Dovyalis caffra
Lineage: Eukaryota; Viridiplantae; Streptophyta; Magnoliopsida; Malpighiales; Salicaceae
Source: the annotation of a GenBank genome assembly